UUUAUGCCAAAGGGAUUGUUAUCUUUCCUCCCAACUCACUCUGUUGUGAGUUCGCGUGCAUUUCAAACACUCAUCUGGUAUGUCGUUUUGGUCCUUCGUUUCCACAAGUCCGAGUUAGUUCGCACUUGGUAAAAUGACGUCCCCGAAGAAAACAUCGACAAGCGCUGGUGGGUCUGCCCCCGAUGGUCCUAAAUAUGUUCAUUUCAAGGAUAAGUGGUUUUUGGACUUCGUUGUAGAGGGGAGCCUUGUUGGGCCAGCUCUUUUCUUGCGGUCAGCUGCCUUUCCAGACGCUAAGGGAGCAGAACACGUUCUUCCUGUGGGUACCAUCCUUUCGUUCCAGAAACAGGCUGGAGGCUUGCUGAAGCUGCAAACGAACGUAUUCUACGACAUUUGCAGACUACCUCUCAAAGGUGUCAAGGGUGCGAUGGUUUCAAUCAAGAAUUUCGCCGGAUACGGCUCGAACAUGCUUCGCUGCCGUCACUUCCAAGGGCUUUACGAUAGCAAAAGCAGGCCUCUUCCACAUCCAGUCGAGUAUCUCGAUCUCGCGCUGAAGGUUGACAAAGAGCGUCCCGUUCUUCCGCGGGAAUAUGUUUUCCGGCUUCUACCAGCCCCUGAGGGGUCGUCCGGCUUGGCUCAAGAAACCCCUCUAACGAAAGCGGCCCAAGGGAGUAUCAUUCACGGCACUGAGGGUCAUGACGUGGGACAGGCGGGCAGAAGUCAUCUGAAGUUAGGCCCGAUUUCUUCUAGGUCCACGUCUGAUGGUACUGUGCCUUCCUUGGCUUCUCCAGAUGCAGGGACUCAUCGGGUCGUGACACCGAAAGUCCUCACGUUGCGCUGCCAGGGUGACAAGUUCUCGCUUCGAGAUGAGACGAGAAGAAGAGAAUCCUCUGGAGGGGAGCCGACUUCUUCAGAGAAGAAGCGCGAGCGACAGAAGGCGGUACGAGAGGAGGUGGAGGAACAAACCAGACACAUGAAGAGGAUGAGAGGAGAGGAGGAGCUAAUGACUGGCGAGGAUGAACGUGUCUUGGGAAAAAGGCCGGCAAGGAUGCGUGGCGGACAAGAAGAAGGAGCCAAAAAGAGGCAGUCGAAGAAAGAACCUGCAACAGCAAGUAAGAAAACGAAGAGGGACGGCGGUUUGACCAUCGUCGAAGGGCAAGCCCUGGAAGAUGUGGGUGAAGGCAUUGCCGCCGCGGGGGAACCGUCUGAGAAAUCUAAAAGGAAACACGCAGCUGAAGAAGGUGAUCGCCCGAAGAAAGCUCGAAAGAGGAAGGGUGGUGAGGGGACGAGUGGUGGUGAAGGGUCUGUUGGUAAGGUUUACGACGAAGCGGCGGCGUUUUGGCUCGAAUAUGAGCGAAACGAUGACGGUAAAAUUGUGGAGAAGGAGGACCCAAUUCAACUGGUGAUCGACCCGAGGAAGGUCUGCGAUAUUCCGUUGUGGGAAGACUAUUAUAAUCACUGCAGUCUCAAAACGGAAAGUGUGGACAACAUUAAGAACGCAAUGCUAACGCAGUUCCGCGAGGAGAAGGGAAAGAUAUGGACGAAAAACGCUUUGGUUGUGGCUCCCAUCUACAGGUCGGUGACGGAGAGGACGGAAAGAGCUCAGAGGGUUCACAAGGAUGACUUCAAGCUAGAGGACAAGGACAAGUUCUUCUAUUACCCCAUAAAUGGGCAACACACCAUGGCUGCUGUGAAGGAACUAGAGGGUGAGGAAAUAUUCGAACUGUGGAAGAUGCACUCAUGGCCGGCGAGAGUCGUGUGGUUCUCCGUUGAAGACUUCGGGGGGUAUGUGCAGGUCAGUCUAUCCGAGAAUACAAGACACAAGCAGUCAUUGCAGCGUUCGCAAAAGUCGGCGUUCUUGGACAUGCGGGACGCGUGGGAGAAAGCGGGAAGGCCGGUGGCUAUUCAAGGAAACCCAUCCGGUAAGGAGGCCAAAAAACAAGCGUUUUUCAAGUUUCAGAAAAUGCUUUUGGCAAAGAGUCCCAACGGCGCUCAUUGGACAAUGGCACAAAAGGCGACAACGCUCGCCGAUAAGGAAAAAGUUGCGGCUAUUUGCCAUGCAUUGAGGCAAUGGAUGCCGCUUGUGACGGCCGAUGAUACGGUUUUCCAAAAAGGGAUGGAGUUUUACGACAAGUGGGCCAAGGGAAAAUUGUUGGGCGGAGACGGAAAGACGCCGUUGUCGAAGCCUGGCAAAUACAUGCCAGAAAAAUCGUCGGGCCUUCAAGCCAUUCCAGAAGUGGGCUCGAGAGGGGCAGCUGGUGAGACAAAGUUGGGGUGGCUAAUCCGGGUCCCUCCGCCUCAUAACACAAAGAAAACGCAAAUGUCUGACAAGUUCUUCGUCGUCGUGAAGGAGCCGGACAUGUUCUGUUGGCAAUCUCUCGCUGACAUGACCGACAACGAACAAUUGUCGACCCUCGAGGACAUUCUCGUGCUUAAGGGAGUGUUUGUGCAAUCGGCAGGCAAGACACUGAAACGACAACAUAAGCCGGGAAUUAAAGAGAUGGUCGCGAUGAGGAAAGUGGAUCGAAUGAUGCUUCGCAUGUUCCACUACAUCUUGUUCCUUGAACAAGAGCAGGAGGCAGAGGUUUGGUGCAAUGGAAGCGACUUCUUUCGAACCGAAGAGGCGCUUCUGGCGAAGUUCGGGCCGCACGGCCUCACAAAGCAGGUCAACCGUGUGACCAGCCUUAUUCCUUUCGGAUAUCCGCCUCACCAAGCUCACAUUCGUCUCACUGAGAUCCGCGAGAUCGUGCGACAUUACGUGUGCAACGUGUACGUUCUCGAUUUGUGUGAUCCGACACUCCUAAAAGAUUGGGCAGAAGACGAUUUCGCCUUCUUGCAAAACCUUCUCCAUACCCUCUCUCCUAGGCACUGGUCGCUUGUGGUCUUCUUCCCGUCGCGUUGGGAGCUCAGUUUCUUGAAAGGAAUGGCGAAGCUUACCGUUCACCACGUGAGGACAGGGAAGUGGGUGCGCCAUGCACAGAAGAAGGCUACAAUGCGGGAAGGCAACAUGUUGGUCGAGGAUUAUGAUCGCCUGUACGUGGUUUUCAAUGGCGAGAACUUGGCAGACAACACGGUCGCAGUGUUCCCGGCCGGUAGCCCAUCGAAGCCCCCCCGUGCAAAGGCUCAAAGUCCGGCCAAAGCCGCGGCGGCGGCCCGCUCAAAAGUUGGCAGUUAUUCCGACCCUUCUGGACAGGCUGUGGCCUGUUUCGACGUGGCAGACGAGGACAAGUUUACUCGCAGCCAGUGGGAGGACGGCGGUGUGACAAGUGUUCGGGGUGCUGCUUACGGGGACAGGGAACGAAAACCGGCUCAUCUAUUUAGUCUGCUCGAAAACUUUUGUAGAGUUGGGCAAACGGUCUUUUUCUUUGGGAAGGCGCAUGCAUCUGUCGUGUGGGAGCUCCUGCGUAGCGGCCGGAACGUGGUUGUGUUAGAGGACGAGGCGAGGAUGAUCCUUCUCGAGUUCGUGAAGACUCGAGUUGGGGACCCUCGCAACCAUUGCUCUUUCGUCGAGACCACCGGCGAACGGAACUGGGAGCCCACACGUGAUCUGUACUGGAAAUUGCCGGAGAAGAAAAGGAUGGAGGUUUGGGAGUUCCUUUUCCAAUCAGGACCGCCUGCUCAAACCGACAUGGAAUAUAAUCGACGAAGAAACCUGGUGUUCGGUGUGCUGAAGGGUUACCACGGUGCCCCCAGGGAGUCUGUCUCAAGUUUCCUGAGAAGGCUGGAGCACGUUUACUUCAUGUUGGAAGAAGAACUGACCCUCGAGAACUACAAGGCGCAGUUUGACGAGGACGACGCUUUCGACGCUGAAGAUAUGGAGGAGGUGAGCGACUCCGAAACCUUCGAUUUUGAGUCCAUGGAACUUCCUCGGUUGGCGACACAUGGCGAUGAUGAAAGGGAGCAUCAAGGUGGUUCUCGGCGAUAUAGCACGUCCCCUGGCGGCUUGAAGCGUGCUGUUCUUCUACGGCAAGCACCACCGGUUCACAUCAGAGGAUGUCUGGGGCCACAAUGUCGUCUGGCACCCAGGAUAUUCCAACCUGCUGUAAAGAAUGGAAAGUGGGUUAUGGCAAUCAAGAAAGCCGACGGCAAGUGGAGUGGCCUGAACAGACUGGGAGCGGGCCUAUUUAGGAGGAAGGCCAAGGAAACUCUAGUGGAGCAUUUGAGUGUUGUCAACCCCGGAAGAAGCGUAGAGGACGUCAAUGCGUAUGCAGGGCAGAAGCUCGACGAGCUGUACGACAACAAAAUGUUGGAGUUCCGAGCUCCCUUCUACUUACUUGAUACGGCACCGUCUCGUGGCAUUGACUGGCGCAUGUCGCAGCCUCCGGCCGGUGGCCAGCAUCCGGGAGGCGGUGGAGGAGGUAGCGGAGGAGACAGCUCAGGAGACGGUUCUGACGACGCAGAGGGGAAGGGGUCGGGCGGAGAGGGUUCUGGGAAGAAGAGCUAUGCCGGAAAGGGGUCAGGCGAAACGUUGUCAGGAUCAAAGGGUCUGCUGAAACAGGGUCGGGCGGCAAGGGUUCGGGCGGAAAAGGGUCGGGCGGAAAAGGGUUGGGCGGCAAGGGGUCGGGCGGAAAGCGUAGGCUCUUCGGGAGCGAGUCCAGGGGAUCUGAAAGCCACUGCGAUGGGAGUCGACAUUCCGAUUUGCAAGGCGCUAUCCCCGUGUUCACUACAGUUCUCCAAUGUUGAGAUUCAAGACUGGUCGUCUCGCAAAGUGAUGGAGGGGCCCACUACAGGAGUGUUGGGGACUGGGGCUAGGGAGCAUCAAUGUCAUGAUUCGAACGGUGAGUCCGUCAACUUGCAAAUCGCGAGUACAGCAGCUCCGGGGGAAGAGGAGUUCUCACAGGAAACGCAUGUUGUGCACCGGGAAGAGCAGACUCAACACUCGCUGCCUCGCAAAGUGCUGGACCUUGCCGGGAUGCCUCUAUUGCGGAGGAGCAAAGGUGCGAGCGUCAGUUCCCUCAGCUCUGGCGAGCGCCGCCAAGUCCGAAUAGAUUCGGAGUUACUGGCGUCGCCCUCUAGGCCGUCCGCCAGCGAUGCUGCUCGCGCUACAGUACAAGGGGACGAAGAAAAUGUGAGGUCGAACCCCCUGCAUCUUCAGUUGGAGAGCGGGGCUAGCGAGCAUCAAUGUCAUGCUUCCGAGUGUGUGUUUGUCGACUUUGAGAACAUGAGUACAUUAGCUCCGGAGAAUGAGCAGCUCUCACAGGAAUUGAAUGGUGUGCAGCGGGAAGAGGAACUACGCCAAGGCUCAUCGAGAAAUACGAUCAGCAUCGGGGAAACCGAAGAGGAGCUACGCCACGGCUCAUCGGAAACAACCAUGGACAUCGUGGACACCGAAGAGAUUAUGCAUAGUGGGUCGCCUCUGACGACGCAAGAGGGUGACGUGGAAGGAGGUCAAUGGACGUUUGUGGAAGGCGAAAUACGUGGGGAGGAACGAUGUUCAUCGACGUUAGUGGAAGCUCGGCUUUCUGGCGAUGAGGACGUCGAUGAACCCUUGGUGGAAGCUCGGGUUUCUGGCGAUGCGGCAAGCGAAGAACGCUUCGUGGAUGUUCGGCUAUUAGGGGAUGAGGAAGGCGACGAUCAUGAUUCUCUGGUGUCCUGCUCCGGUGGUGAACAAGGUGAUCGACCGUCUGUCCUCAGUUCCGUCGAAAAAUCGAAAUUAUGGAAGACAUCGACGUGGUUAGCGACUCAGCAGGUGAAGAACAAGGUGAUCCAGCGUCUGUCCUCAGUGCCGGUCGGAAAAUCGUACUUCGGGAAGACAUCAAGAUGGUUAGCGACUAAGGUGCGAUGGAGGUGGUCAGCGACGCAGCCUUGGUCGAGGUGCAGAAUAUCGAAUGCUCUAUGGACGCUGGCGCAGUGGCGCGACGGGAGGCCGAUCUCCCUCGAAGGACUCCUGAGCACGGUGAGAUUUGUGAAUAGUAGCACUCGCUCAUCUGUCACUGUUCAGCUCCGUGGUCAUCCAGAUUGAUAUGAUGGGCUCGUUUACCUAUUACAACUUUUUAAA
Molecule: messenger RNA, 5995 nt
Organism: Chara braunii
Lineage: Eukaryota; Viridiplantae; Streptophyta; Charophyceae; Charales; Characeae
Source: the annotation of a GenBank genome assembly